ACUGAAAGGCAAUACAUCUACGCAGUCUAUUACUGAUAAAUAUUUCAGCCAGUUUAUUUUGCUGGCGAAGCUUAUUAGAGCAUUCCAUAGAAAUCUGUCCAAAGUUUAGUUUACAGCUUUCUACAUUAUUACAUUUUUCUUUCCAGUCAGUUUUUAUUCAUUUUAUUUUGACAAUUUAAAAAUGAACAAUUAAAAUACAAGAGAUCAAAAUAAUUGGGAUGAAAAUGGUUUAAGACAUAGGUUAAUGAGAGUGUAGGGAGACAGUACAGAUAAUCUUCUUAAAAAGACUUCAGGUAUUAGGUAUUAUGCUGAUCCACGGUGGAGAGCUGUCCUGCUGUGCGUCCCAGUUGCCCUGAGCUGCUGUGCGCAGUGUGCGAGUGUGUGAGCGCCGGAGCUCUGCGUUCAGCCCAGCUGUUCAUCAGCACCGCGCCACGGACACCACCGCACCGCUCCCGAGAGACCUGGGAGAUGAAUCCUCCAAUCCUGAGAGAAUGAGAUGGUCCACUCUGUGACAGGCCCCUUCACACCCCAUCAUAACCUGGUGGGACACACUGGGAUAUAUUGUCUGGGACAAGAGCAACUCCCUUAGGAAACGCAGUGCAAAAUGUAUCUAACUCGUAGAAAGAGACUUCAGCUGACCCGGAUUAUACUUCUCUUGUCUGGGGUUUUGCUUUGUUGUAUAUACCAACUAACUGUUAGAACCAGAUUACAAGGACCCUGGCCAGAACCUCAGAUUGGAGAAAAUGCCGAAGUUGACCAUGAAGAUGUUACUGAAGGACUGGUAGUGAAACCAGGAGUAGCAGCUAAGCUGACCACCGCUGCUGUGGAAGAAGGUAUAUCAACUCAUACAGCGCAUAAACCAGACACAACUGCAUCCACUGCCCCUCUGAGAACCGAGAGAGCUGAAACAACGGCGUUACAUCCGGUGACCACUACAAACAGGACAAUUGUCCGCUGCAUCUAUGUAGAUCCACACCUUCCAAAGCCCACUCCAGUUCCUUCUCCAGCACCUGAACCCACUCACCCUACACCCACAAUCACCAUCUCCGGCCCUGCAGAGCCCCCUCACGUAAAGGGCGAAUACCCUCAGGACAUCUUCUCCAUUGAAGAACGACGGAAAGGCUGGGUGUGUCUGCACAUCUUUGGGAUGAUAUACAUGUUUGUUUCUUUGGCCAUUGUGUGUGAUGAGUUCUUUGUCCCUACUCUUGGUGUCCUCACUAAAAAGUUGGCGAUCUCAGAUGACGUUGCUGGAGCAACAUUCAUGGCAGCUGGAGGCUCUGCUCCUGAACUCUUCACCUCCUUGAUUGGUGUCUUUAUCUCACACAGCAACGUGGGUAUUGGAACUAUUGUAGGGUCAGCUGUAUUUAACAUCCUUUUUGUAAUAGGAAUGUGUGCUUUGUUCUCCCGGGAGAUGCUCUAUCUCACCUGGUGGCCUCUCUUCAGAGACGUGUCCUUCUACAUCUUAGAUCUGAUCAUGCUCAUCAUCUUCUUCUUGGACAAUACCAUCAUGUGGUGGGAGAGCAUAAUGCUGGUGGGUGGUUAUGCAGUCUACGUCUACUUCAUGAAAUACAACGUCCAGAUUGAGCAUGCAUUCAAGUCUCAGCUCCGCAGGCACAAGAACAUCGUCAAAGUCAUCCCAAUCGAGGAGCCUGAGAAGGAAAAUGGGACAUCAGUUGAUGAUAAUUCCACUCCUGAACCAGAGGACAAGAAUCGAUUAAAGCUUAAGCCCAUACUACAACGAGGGGGCAGUUCAGCAUCUUUGCAUAACAGCACCAUGAGAAACACCAUUUUCCAGCUCAUGAUUCACACACUGGAUCCUUUGGGUGAGGACUCAGUGGUAAAUGGGGGUACAAAGCCCAGCAGCUCUUUGGGAAGUAAAGUGAAGUUUAAAGACAAGGCUCAGAUUUUGAACAACAUGGCCAGGGGAAAAGUAGAGGGAAAAGAGAAGGAAAAAUCGGGCAAAGGUGAUGAUAGUAAAACAGAGGAGACUAAGGAAUCCAAAGAGCCAGCAGGCGCACCAUCUAACAAGGCAGACACCAAGGAAAAGCCAGAGGGACAGAAGGAGGAGAAGGAGGCAGCAGGAGGAGAAGGAGGGGGCUCAGAGGGAUCGGAAGGCUCAGAUGACAGUGAUGAUGACAGUGAGGAAGACAGUGAUGAGGACAGUGAUGAUGAAGAUGAAGAUCAGGAAGAGGGAGGCACGGAGGAUGAAGAUGGAGAGGAAAAAGAUGAGCCUCUGUCCUUGGAGUGGCCAGACACCAGACGGAAACAAGCCACAUACCUAUUCCUUCUACCCAUUGUCUUUCCUUUGUGGCUCACUGUACCGGAUGUCAGAAACCCAGCAUCCAAGAAGUACUUUGUCAUUACCUUCCUGGGUUCUAUAGUAUGGAUUGCUAUUUUCUCCUAUCUCAUGGUGUGGUGGGCGCAUCAGGUGGGUGAAACCAUUGGCAUUUCAGAGGAGAUAAUGGGUCUCACCAUUCUGGCAGCUGGUACAUCCAUCCCUGACCUAAUCACCAGUGUGAUUGUAGCUCGCAAAGGCCUGGGAGACAUGGCUGUUUCCAGCUCUGUAGGCAGCAACAUAUUUGAUAUCACUGUGGGGUUGCCAGUGCCCUGGUUAAUGUACUCCUUCUUCCAUGGACUGGCACCUGUGGCUGUCAGCAGCAAUGGACUUUUCUGUGCCAUCGUGCUGCUCUUCCUCAUGCUCCUCUUUGUGAUCAUCUCCAUCGCAGUCUGCAAGUGGAGGAUGAAUAAAAUGCUGGGCUUCACCAUGUUCAUGCUCUACUUUGUGUUCCUUGUGCUCAGUGUUAUGCUGGAGGACCGUAUAAUUAUCUGUCCAGUGUCAAUUUGAGCAACACAUUGACUCCCAGUCUCUACUGAAAUGGCUAACAUUCCAGUUGUAAUCAGUUAUUUGUCCUGUUCUAUUUCAUCCCUCCUAACAUCCCGGGGAGAUGACACCUUCUUGUGCAUGUGUGCAUGCAUGCCAAGACCUUUCAACAAUGUCACGAAGUGAUGUAUGAUGCAGUGUUUACAAUAUGUACUGCUGUAAUACAUUUUUCCCAUUUUCUUCGCACCUCGUACGCAUAUCAGACCAGAUGUAUACCAUAUGGAGCUAUUCACCUAGCAGCUUGUGACUAUGGCCAGAGCUAUAGGUUUCCUGUCAUUUAAAGCUUGAGAGAGCUGUCUGUCAUCCCAUUUUAUCUCUUUUGCCUUGGUUAGUGUAUUUUUCAUACAUUCCUCAUGUCUUUUUGUCUUUUUAUUUAAAGACAAAAAGGUUUCAGGGAAGGACAACUGAAUGACAGCAUUACUUAUUCCAAAUAUUGUGUCAUACAUCACUUUGUGACCUUGUGGUUAUCUUUUGGUUAUCCGGGAUUCAUAGAACAACAGUUACAUAUAGUAUGUAUCUAUUGUUUAACACUGCUGCUUGUGUAACACUGCAUUAGACAUCUUUGUAGUGUUGCUCUCGGGAAAAGCUAAAUAACCCAGAUACAUUCACAGUUGAGUCUAUCAUUUUAUCUCUCACAAACAAGUAAGAUGACUAUGGUGAGCCACUGUGCAACACACCACAUGGUGGCAUCUUAUGCAUUUUUUUAGUAGCUGGUUUAAGCCUUUCAGUUAGUCGCUAAUGCUGGUUAAUUUUUGUGCACACAAUUUCCAGUACAUCAUACUUGAAGUAUUCUGUGUUGUACAAUACAGUCAUGUAUAUUUCCCCUUGUUCAGUCCACAGUGAAUUUUAAAAUAUACUAUUAACAUUCAAAAUUUCUACCCUAAUUUACUACAGAUGCACACAUUUGUAUAGAUAUUUGAUAUAUAGUGAAUGUAUGGUUUGGUUUUUGGAUUAUAUGUUUAUGUAUGCAGAACUAAAUUGUAGUAAUAGCUGUAUUAUGCUCUUUCUUAGAUGCCAAUAUUAGCAUUCUGGCAAAUAAUGUUUCACAUGUUUUUGUGUAUUGUGUGUGUGCAGACACUUUUGUCAGGGUCUCAAUUUAGUAGCAUCUGUUUAACAUACUCUUAAAAGCAUAGACCUGCAUUUUUUGCAUUGACUUCACAUAUUUCUUUUUUUGUUUAAUCAAUUGUAUCAUGCAAAUACAUUAUUCCAAAGGCAGUAGUCCUUUAGAAAGAAUAAUGAAAUUCAAUGAAUUGUUUACUGUAAAGUAUGUAAUUUACACUCAUACUGCAAUGGAAUUAUUUUUGUAAAAUGGAUUACUACAACACGAGAACAUCAUAAUUUGUGCUUGUACAACACAUUUUUCCUUUUUCAAGUUUGAAAUAGCUACCUGCAAGAAAGUAGUCUUGUGUAUUAGUCUUUGUUUAUUAAUGUUCUAAUAAGUAAAUAAAAAAACCAGAUUAUUCUGCUAUGGGAGUAAAACCAAAUAAUGAGGGAAAAUGGUCCGUCGACGGUGCGAUAAACGGUGUUCCAAAAGUACCAUGUUUAUCACUCUCUCACUCAGUUUUCCUCUCUCUAUUUCUAAUAAAUGUGUUUCAAAGACAA
Pangasianodon hypophthalmus (striped catfish) is the source of this 4483-nucleotide messenger RNA. It is a transcript of the gene slc24a1, whose product is annotated as solute carrier family 24 member 1. Bases 605 to 2845 code for a protein of 746 amino acids. Gene Ontology annotation, molecular function: calcium, potassium:sodium antiporter activity; calcium channel activity. Gene Ontology annotation, cellular component: membrane. The transcript has 11 exons. The record is from RefSeq and is a predicted model, not a curated record. Gene Ontology annotation, biological process: long-term synaptic potentiation; long-term synaptic depression; calcium ion transmembrane transport. NCBI's taxonomy places the organism in Eukaryota, Metazoa, Chordata, Actinopteri, Siluriformes, Pangasiidae.